Molecule: messenger RNA, 3960 nt
Organism: Myripristis murdjan (pinecone soldierfish)
Lineage: Eukaryota; Metazoa; Chordata; Actinopteri; Holocentriformes; Holocentridae
Gene: ampd2b
Product: adenosine monophosphate deaminase 2b
Exons: 19
Coding region: 296-2602 (768 amino acids)
Biological process (GO): IMP salvage; AMP metabolic process
Cellular component (GO): cytosol
Molecular function (GO): AMP deaminase activity
Source: RefSeq, a predicted model, not a curated record
CAGCUGGCCUGAACCAGGAGGCAGACAGAGGGGGGGUCACACACUGGGAUGUGAGGGGGAGUGCAUGGAUCUACUGGACCAGCUCUGUCAGACGCCAUCCUGGGCCAUUUGCUGUUUGGCAUGCUCCAUCUCCCUGGCAGGGCAGACACUCUCUCUCUUCCAGCCCUGCUAGCUGCUGGGUAACGCAGGCUUUGAGGAGAGAGAUCUCCGUGGACGCCGCCACCUCCUCACUUCCCAACAUUCCUUGCCUGGGAUCCCUGUGGCCCUGAAACAGUCCAUUGACCUGCGCACAUCCAUGGACGGGAAGUACAAGGAGAUCGCCGAGGAGCUGUUCUCGCGCAGCUUGGCAGAGAGUGAGAUGCGCAGCGCCCCCUAUGAAUUCCCUGAGGACAGUCCCAUCGAACAGCUGGAGGAGAGACGGCACCGCCUGGAGCGACAGAUCAGCCAAGAUGUCAAGUUUGAACCUGACAUCCUAUUACGAGCCAAACAGGAGUUCAUGAAAACAGACAGCGCCACAGAUCUUGAAUACAUGAAAGAGCAAAACCAGGCUCCUGAUCUGCAGGAGAGGGAGCUGACUUCAGAGAAAGAGUACCAGCGAGUCACCAUCUCUGGAGAGGAGAAAUGUGGGGUUCCCUUCACAGAUCUGCUGGACGCUGCCAAGUGUGUGGUGAAGGCUCUCUUCAUUCGAGAGAAGUACAUGAGUCUGUCGUUGCAGAGCUUCUGCAGGACCACCGCCCGUUACCUGCAGGAGCUGAGCGAGAGGCCUCUGGACAUAGGCGUCUACGAGGAGGAGAUCCCAGAGACCACGGUCACUGCUGAUGCCACAGUGCACCCACCUGUCUCUGAAACACACCCCUAUGAGACCCAGGACCCCGCCAGCAUGCCCCCUGACAUGGGUUAUGGCUGCAAGAUGGUGAACGGUGUUGUGCAUGUGUACACAACAAGGAGCGUAAUGGACAUGAGCACAGAGCUGGACCUGCCCUAUCCAGAUCUGCAGGAAUACAUUGCUGACAUGAACGUCAUGAUGGCUCUAAUCAUCAACGGACCAGUAAAGUCCUUUUGCUACCGUCGUCUGCAAUACCUGAGCUCCAAGUUCCAGAUGCACAUCCUGCUCAAUGAGAUGAAGGAGCUGGCGGCACAGAAGAAAGUCCCGCAUCGAGACUUCUACAACAUCCGUAAGGUGGACACACAUAUCCACGCAUCGUCCUGUAUGAAUCAGAAGCACCUUCUUCGUUUUAUCAAAAGAGCCAUGAAGAAAUAUCCCACAGAGAUCGUUCAUGUGGAAAAAGGAAAGGGUCAGACGCUGAUGGAGGUGUUUGAGAGUAUGAACCUAACAGCUUUUGACCUGAGCGUGGAUACCCUGGACAUGCACGCUGACCGCAACACUUUUCAUCGCUUUGACAAGUUCAAUGCCAAAUACAACCCCAUUGGCGAGUCAAUCCUGAGAGAGAUCUUCAUCAAAACUGACAACUAUGUUGAGGGGAAAUACUUUGGUCACAUUAUCAAGGAGGUUAUGGCUGACCUGGAGGAGAGCAAGUACCAGAACGUGGAGCUCAGGCUGUCCAUCUACGGGCGCGCCAGAGAUGAGUGGGACAAACUGGCCAAGUGGGCCGUCAAGCAUCGGGUCUACUCAGACAACGUGCGCUGGCUUGUCCAAGUGCCACGACUCUUUGACGUCUACCACACAAAGAAACAGCUGUCCAACUUCCAGCAGAUGUUGGAGAAUAUCUUCAUACCUUUGAUUGAGGUUACAAUCAACCCGGGCAGUCAUCCUGAGCUGCACCUCUUCCUUCAGCAUGUCGUGGGUUUUGACAGUGUGGAUGACGAGUCGAAACCAGAGCACCACAUUUUCAACCUGGACAGUCCUCUGCCGGUCAACUGGACCGAAGAGGACAACCCUCCGUAUUCUUACUACCUCUACUAUAUGUAUGCUAACAUGACCGUGCUGAAUCACCUGCGCAGGCAGCGGGGGUUUCACACACUUGUACUACGUCCCCAUUGUGGUGAGGCAGGACCAAUCCAUCACCUCGUGUCUGGUUUCAUGCUGUCAGAGAACAUCUCCCAUGGGCUGCUACUCAGGAAGGCUCCCGUUCUGCAGUAUCUGUACUACUUGGCCCAGAUUGGCAUCGCCAUGUCGCCCCUCAGUAACAACAGCCUGUUCCUCAGCUACCAUCGCAACCCUCUGCCGGAGUACCUGUCCAGAGGCCUCAUGGUCUCUCUGUCCACAGACGAUCCCCUGCAGUUCCACUUCACCAAGGAGCCCCUGAUGGAGGAGUACAGCAUUGCAGCCCAGGUGUGGAAGCUGAGCUCCUGCGACAUGUGUGAGCUGGCCAGGAACAGCGUGCUGAUGAGCGGAUUCUCUCAUAAGACCCCUCUUCUCCCCCAGGUAAAGAGCUACUGGCUUGGCCCACACUACAACAAGGAGGGACAGGAAGUCAACGACAUCAGGCGCACCAACGUCCCUGACAUCCGCGUGGCGUACCGCUACGAGACCUUGUGUGAGGAGUUGAAUUUAAUCACGCAGGCCAUCCGCACAGAUGAGCUGGAGACCAUCGAGGAGGAGGGCAGCCUGUGCAUGGGAUCUGUGCAGGGAGAGAAGUGAGGGCGCGGCGCAACACAGGAGAAAUUCAAAUUAUAUCCCCUAUUUUCACACUGGGACUUUAUAUGGAUUUGGGAACAUAUCUCGCCUUUGAAAAGAAAAAAACUUUGUUACAAAAAGACUGUGAGAGUCGAGUGUGGCAAUGUGAGAGAAGACCUACAAUCUGUGUACCCAAGUGUUUAUUUUGUUUUGUUUUUACUUUGUUUUAUUGAUUUACUCUUUGUUACAGAUGAAUUUGUCACGGUGAUUUCAUUAUGGUUGUUAAUCUAUUUAUUUGAAAGUGAUUAUUUUCAUUGUAUGUGGCCACAUUCUGUCAGUGUUUAUGUACAAAGUUUGAUAUGUGUUUUCUAUAGGCAGUCAUGGACAAUAACAUAUCCUUAUUUCAGCGCUCACCAUCUUGACAUUCUGAUGAAAAUGAUGCAUGGGACAUCACACACUGACUAAUGGAGUGACAGGAGAAAAUAUCUGAAUAACAUGUCCAAGAAAUUUGUAGCAUAAGAGCCUCUAACUCUGCACCAAAUCGCUGGCCUUUUCGCUGAAAGUUGUUGGACUUGUGAGCCCAAUAAUGUGCGAGAAUCAAGCCUACAUUUAAUUCUCAAAUUAAAACCACACAUAUUUUUGUUUCUGGCAAGAGCCUCCUCUGAAACCAACCACAGGACAAUAGAUGUACCUCAUACUGUAUGUCUGGGAGAGAGAGAGAAAAAAAGCAUUUCUCCUAACAUAUCUGCUACUUCAUUAUUGUUGCUGCUGGUGUCAGUUUUUAUUACCAUCCUUUGCACAAGCUGCUCCUUGCGUGUAUCUAUAUUCUUGCUAUUUUUCAGUCUCUACAGUGGUUUCAAUGGGGUUGCAUGAAGGCACGUCACCGUGUUUAUUUCUGGUGUAACACUGCCGCUCCGGUAACAUUUGGCUCUGACUCAUUUGUAGUAUCUGAUUAUAGUGACUCUCAUCUUGUGACAUGGUUACUUUGAACUAACCCAUGUGUGAUAUCGAUCCCGUGGAUACAGUUUUAAAUGUAUGGCUGUCAUUGCGAACAUUUCUGAGUCAUACUACAGUGAAUGGUGCAUGGUCAGUUCCUCCAUAUUUCACUCCAUAAAGUUCAACCAGUGCCAAAAACCUGACGAUUUGAACAGCUGACCUUUUUCGAGAACUUGCAUAAUGGAGGUGAGGGUCAGCGAACUUACAAAACCCUUUUGUUUCCUUCCCUGCAAACUCAUGCCUUUGGUUUCCAGUCCUGAAUAUCAUUACUUGUUGCCUCUCCAAAGCAUUGUGUCCCCCCACUGACUUUUAUGUGCUGUUUGUGAUAUAUUAUUCCAUGACAUAAUUGUGUCUGAGAAAAAUAAAAAUGUCUCCUUCACCUUGCA